This is a messenger RNA of Culex quinquefasciatus (southern house mosquito), 375 nucleotides long. RefSeq lists its product as uncharacterized. The transcript is spliced from 3 exons. The coding region runs from base 1 to 375 and encodes 124 amino acids. NCBI's taxonomy places the organism in Eukaryota, Metazoa, Arthropoda, Insecta, Diptera, Culicidae. The record is from RefSeq and is a predicted model, not a curated record.
AUGUUGGAGGAUGAUGCUUUGGAGCUCACCAUGUACCAGAGCGGCGGAGCCGAAAACAAGCUGGGAACCGGCUUCAUAGUGUUGGGCAAGAUGCGGAGUCGUGAAUCAUCCGAUGCCGAGAAGGAAGCGUUCUACGCGAAGCUGGAGCAGAAGUUCGACAGCUGCCCGCAGAGGGACGUCAAGAUCGUCAUCGGAGAUAUGAACGCCCGCAUAGGAAGGGAGGAGAUGUACAAGCCGGUGAUCGGGCCGAACAGCCUGCACACCGUCACCAACGACAACGGCCAGCGGUGCAUCAACUUCGCAGCCUCCCGCGGUAUGGUGUACACUAUGUACCUGGAAAAUCAAACGUCGGAGCUAACGCACUUUCAAGAGUAG